UUCUCAAGAAACUAGAAAAUGGAUCCAGCAGAACGCCAAGCUCUACACAAUGUUAAAGAGGAACUACAGAAUUGUGCAGUAAUCACAGACAAGAUGCUCGUUCACUUCCUACAGAACCAAAAAAUCACAAAGGCUGAAAAAUAUGAACUCUCAAGACUGGGUGCCAACUGCCAAAGAGUAAAAAGAAUAUUGCAAAUCAUGAAAAAUCGAAAGGAGCCUUUGAAAACUCUAACCGAGACACUUCUUCUUGAUGUGAAAAAUGACUACAUUGUUCAGAAACUGAGGAAGAAAGUUCGGUUCUGCCGUAAACGCCUCCAAGCUCAGGAAAACCAGACAUCCUCUUAUUUUGGACAGUUAGAUGAUGUGGCAGAUAUUCUUUACACACGUGGAUAUUUAACAAUAUAUGGAGAAUCCAGAAAAGUUACAGCAGGGACAAGCCACCAAGCUCUCGUGGAAGACAUUAACAAAUUUGUUGGCGAUAUCACUAAAUGUCGACAGAGUUUGGAGCCUUCCAGCGAGAGACAAAGUUUUCAAGAAAUUAUUGCCGAGUACAAAGAAAAGAAGCACCAGGAAAUUGAAAAUGCAAAACUGGUGUGUGCCAAACUUGUGAAAAGCAAAAACAGUGACCUGGAAGAAAAACAGAAGAACAUCAAAGACUUACAAGAUGAACUUAUGAAGCUGAAAGUUGAGAAUGAAUCCAUGCGGAAGAAAAUGGGAAUAGAAAUCAAAACCAAAGUACAGGAGAAUGUAGAUCGCCUUCUUAUGCUUCCCCGUCUGUCUCCCACAGAUCCAGUUCCUUAUGUCGAAACCGAGGAAGACAUUUUGGACAGGAAAUUACGGCAGCGUUCCCCUGUAAAACGCCCCGAGCCUCAGGAACAUUCUCUUUCGGACUCUGAGUCUGAUUGUGAGUCUGACAGUGAUGUUCCUGCAUCAAAUAAAAUGACAACUUCCACGACUCAAAAAGGAUCAAAAAUUGUCCAUAACUACAACAUCUACAACAACCAUAUGUACAGUGACACAAAAAUUUAUCAAAAUUAGAUCAAACUUUGUAGUGAAUCUUAGUUAGAAAACUGUUG
Saccostrea echinata is the source of this 1076-nucleotide messenger RNA. RefSeq lists its product as uncharacterized. Bases 19 to 1038 code for a protein of 339 amino acids. The transcript has 2 exons. NCBI's taxonomy places the organism in Eukaryota, Metazoa, Mollusca, Bivalvia, Ostreida, Ostreidae. The record is from RefSeq and is a predicted model, not a curated record.